AUGGCCUUGCGCUUCGCCGGCAAGCACGCCGUCGUCGUCGGCGCCACCGGCGUCAUCGGCUCACGCGUCGCCUCCGCGCUCUCCCGUCACGGCGCCGCCGUCACGCUCCUCGGCCGGAGCGCCCUCACCCAGCGCGCGCGCCUCGAGCCCCUCCUUGAGCCCCUUCCUUCCUCGUCCGAGUCGGCGCACAGGUUCAUCAAGCUGGACGUGCAGGACGCGGCGAGCAUCAAGGACGUGUUCGCCGGGCGAGGCACGGGAGGGGAGGCGGUGGGACAGGUGGACGUGCUGGUGAACUGCGCGGGUAUCUCGCAGACGACGUUUUUGAAGCGCACGCCGGACGAGGAGCUGAGGCGUGUCGUGGACACCAACUUGCUGGCGACCAUGUUGGUCUGCAAGCACGCCAGGAUGCAACCCCACGGUUGCAUCAUCAAUGUAUCCAGCCUCAUGGCCACGCACGGCGGCUUCGGUGCCACCGCGUACGCUGCGUCCAAAGCUGGUCUCAUCGAUCUCAAACCAGAACUCCAACAAGCAUAUCUAAAAGACACUCCUCUCAGCCGGGUUGCGGAUCCGGACGAGGUCGCCGAUGCGGCUGUGUUUCUCGCAGCCAAUCAGUUUGCCAACAACUGCAUCCUGAAUCUCGACGGCGGUCUGAGCGCCGCAUAG
Molecule: messenger RNA, 663 nt
Organism: Cordyceps fumosorosea ARSEF 2679
Lineage: Eukaryota; Fungi; Ascomycota; Sordariomycetes; Hypocreales; Cordycipitaceae
Product: 3-ketoacyl-(acyl-carrier-protein) reductase
Exons: 3
Coding region: 1-663 (220 amino acids)
Molecular function (GO): oxidoreductase activity, acting on the CH-OH group of donors, NAD or NADP as acceptor
Source: RefSeq, a predicted model, not a curated record